AUGGCUCCCCCUGCCUUCAAUCUCACCGCGUUGGACCACCAACUCCUCGCCAUGACCGACGAGGAGUUCGUAGCCCACGACUGGAAUGAUCUACAAAGCAUUAUCGCCCGGAAUGAUCUUGCCGCACUCAAGCGGAAACCCUCCGAUCUCCGCCGAUACCUGGAUUGGAGUGCAGCCACCAAGGCCGAGUAUGGCUCCAUCAUGAAUUUUAUCUGCCAGCGCCGCCUGGGUUGGUCGUCUCCGCUAGCCUCAACCGAAACAACCCCCGGCUCCACGCCGUCCCCGUCUUCCGCAUCCGCGUCCAGUACACCCGCGGCUAUUCAAAGUGGAGUCGCCUUCAGGAACCCGCGCCCAUUUGCCGACCCUGAAGACUACAAGAUUCUCCGUAAUGACUGGCCCUACGGCUUGGAUCCCGGCAUUUCGCACCUCAUUGUCUGGCUGCGUACCCCGAUCCCGGUACAGGGGGACGAAGGUCAUCUCACCGAUGAGUCGAGGGCUUUGAUUGACGACUUUGUUCAGCGGACUUUUGUUGGUCGUCUGGCCAGGGAUCCGGGACAGCGCUUCCAAGAUCCCAAAUCUCAAAUCUUGUGGUUUAAGAAUUGGGUUGGUUUGCAGAGUGUACGGGCCCUGGAACACGUUCAUAUUCUCACUAGAGAUGUUCCUGAAGAUAUUAUCUUGGAAUGGUCGGGGGAGACUGGCGUCACGCGGGAGUAA
Molecule: messenger RNA, 714 nt
Organism: Penicillium waksmanii
Lineage: Eukaryota; Fungi; Ascomycota; Eurotiomycetes; Eurotiales; Aspergillaceae
Product: GIG1 family protein
Exons: 2
Coding region: 1-714 (237 amino acids)
Biological process (GO): N-acetylglucosamine metabolic process
Cellular component (GO): cytoplasm
Source: RefSeq, a predicted model, not a curated record